AGUGGCUGUGGGGGCUGGCGCAUCUGUCGAGGGCAGGUCAGCCGCGCGCCCGGGAUGAAACGGCGGUUGGCGCUCGAGGCGCGUUUCUCGGCGCACCCGGACUCCCGGGCCUGGUAUGUGGCCUGGAGCCCGAGCGGGACGCUGCUCGCUUCGUGUGGAGGCGACCGGGCAGUGCGGAUUUGGGCCAGAGAAGGGUCUUCCUGGCUGUGCAAGUGCCUCCUGGAAGAUGGGCACCAGCGGACCGUGCGGAAGGUCUCCUGGUCGCCGUGCGGUACCUACCUUGCUUCGGUCAGCUUCGACGCCACCACCUGCAUCUGGAGGAAGAAGGAGGCCGUGUUUGAGCUUUUGACAACACUGGAAGGACACGAGAAUGAAGUGAAAUCUGUGGCCUGGGCUCCAUCUGGCAGUCUUCUUGCAACAUGCAGCCGGGAUAAAAGUGUAUGGGUUUGGGAAGUGGAUGAAGAUGAUGAUUAUGAGUGUGUGAGUGUACUGAAUGCUCAUACUCAGGAUGUCAAACAUGUCAUCUGGCACCCAAAUGGAGAGUUCCUGGCUUCUGGAAGCUAUGAUAACAGCAUUAAACUAUACAAGGAGGAAGAUGAUGACUGGGUCUGUGUUGACACUCUUGAAGGUCAUGAGUCUACAGUUUGGAGCAUUGCAUUUGAUAAAACUGGAGAGCAUUUGGUAUCUUGCAGUGAUGACAAAACUGUUAAAAUUUGGAAAGCAUACAAGCCUGGCAAUGAACAAGGUGUGAUAUGCAGUGGAUCAGAUCUGUCUUGGAAAAGUGUCUGCACCCUAUCUGGGUUCCACAGUCGUCCUAUCUAUGACAUCUCCUGGUGUCACAUGACUGAUGCGAUAGCAACUGCAUGUGGUGAUGAUGCAAUCAGGAUAUUUGAGAAGGACCCUGGUUCGGACCCACACCAACCCACCUUUUCAUUAAUGGCCCACAUUGCAAAAGCACACACUCAGGAUGUCAAUUGUGUGGCUUGGAACCCCAAGCAAGCUGGCUUGUUAGCUUCCUGCAGUGAUGAUGGGGACAUUGCUAUCUGGAUAUACGAGUUUGAAGAUUAAUGCAAGCAUGCAAUCACGUGAAAAUGUUACAUAUCCGUAACAAAUGCAUUGUAUAGGCACUGUCUAGUCUGGAAUUAAUCACCAUGACUACAUCAUUUACCCAUUUUCACAUUUGCACUAGUUAUGUUUCCACUCAAUGGUCAUGUUCUGUCUUUAUCUAAUCUGUCGAGAGCUUAACAAUUUAACAUUAACAAUUUGUUUACUCUUUCAUUUGGAAGACAAUUAAAAUCACUUUUGAGUGUAA
Messenger RNA from Chiloscyllium plagiosum (whitespotted bambooshark), 1312 nucleotides. RefSeq names its product cytosolic iron-sulfur assembly component 1 (gene ciao1). Gene Ontology annotation, biological process: iron-sulfur cluster assembly. Gene Ontology annotation, molecular function: protein binding. NCBI's taxonomy places the organism in Eukaryota, Metazoa, Chordata, Chondrichthyes, Orectolobiformes, Hemiscylliidae. Gene Ontology annotation, cellular component: cytosolic [4Fe-4S] assembly targeting complex. The record is from RefSeq and is a predicted model, not a curated record.